CUUGUUAGGCGUGUCACGCGACAAGGUUACUUUCACUUUCGACUCGUUCCUUUUUUUCGUGACUUGUAUUUCACAGAAACGACUUGCUACGUGCAAAUUCAGAAUAUUUUUAGUCCGGAAAUUAUUUGUCGUUUCGACGUUAAUGUACUUUUUGCGUCUGUUCUACUCCGAGUGAAAGCCAAGUCUACUUGCUCAGUCCAGGACAUGGAUUUCCAGAGGCUGCUUCUGACUGCAGGAAAUAACCUGAGGAAAGAUGAUGUCAGCGCUUUUGUGUUCCUUUGUACUGAACUACUUCGAGCUUCACGCUCAGACUCUGUGGACACGGCUAGUGAUCUCUUCUCCAUCCUGGCCGACCAGAACUACCUCACACCUGAACGACCUCACCUGCUCACCGAGCUUCUCCUCAUCGUCGAACAACACAGUCUCAUCCGGGACUUGGAGCUCCAAACGCCUCUGACCAUCCACCUCAUCGCUCCUUUCAGGAAGCUGUUGUACGACCUUUCGGUGGAUAUUACCACUGAAAACUUGAAAGCCAUGAAGUUCUUACUCCGUGAAAAGAUUCCACGGAGGAAAUUGGAACAAUGCCAAACAACGCUGGAGCUCUUCUUGGAAAUGGAGCACAUGGACCUUCUCAGGAACACCAACAUGGGCUUAUUGGAAGAUAUCAUUAAGAGUGUAUGCCCGGUGUUAAAAAAAAAGAUAGUCAAGUUUAAGGAAGGUGACGUGAAUUGCAACUGCCCUGUACCUGAACAAACGCCUCCACUGGAAUCCAAAUCAUCUUCUUUUGGACAAACCCAAGUCAGCCAGUCCUUUGAGCCUGAGAUUCCCAGAUCAAACAAACUGUCAGAACUGCCAUCAUCGGCUGAGGGAAGAGCAUAUCUAGAGAUUGUGAGUGUCGGGGGUGUUUUAGAUGAUGACGAGCACCUGUCACGUGGACUGAGAGCAAUGACUACUGAAGAAAGUAGCCAUGUCAACACAACAUUGACAACCGAAGAUGGGCAAGCCUCUUUUGGCACUCAAGAGUCAACAAACACAAGUGAUGAGGCAUUGAAAACAUAUAACAUGAAUGCAGUCAAACCUGGACUCUGCCUAAUAAUUAACAACAUUGACUUCAAUGAAGUGGAAACGAAACUCAAGCCGAGGGAGGGGACCAUUAUUGAUGAAGGUUGUCUAAAGAAGGUGUUUGAAUGGCUUGGGUUCGAGGUUCACGUCAAGCGUAACUGCGACAAGGAAAAGAUUCUCUCAUCAAUACAGGGGAUCAGCACCAGAGACCACAGUCAGAUGGACUGCCUGGUGUGCUGCGUGCUCAGCCAUGGGGCGAAGGAAAGUGUGUACGGCGUGGACGGUGACGCCGUCAACCUCGCAGAGCUCAUGCAACCAUUCAACGGGUUGCAGUGCCCUUCUUUAAAGGGAAAACCCAAACUGUUUUUUAUCCAGGCCUGCCAGGGCCGCGCCAGACAAACCCCCGUUUACUUGCAGAGUGAUGGUCUGACUAUCACCAACUUCAACGACAAUACUGCACAAAUGCAAAUAUCCAUCCCGGUUGAUGCGGACUUCCUGCUCGCUGUGGCCUCCAUCCCGUUGUACGUUUCUUGGAGAGACAAGAUACUUGGCACUUGGUUUAUUCAGUCUUUGUGCCAAAACUUGAUCACAAUGGUCCCGAGGAAAUACGACCUCGUGGAAAUCAUGACAAAAGUGAAUGCUGAUGUGAGCGAGCAGACCGGGGUGUUUGAAUCCAAGUUCGUGAAGCAGAUGCCACGAUGUGACUCCCGUCUCAGGAAGAAAGUUGUCUUCAAAGUUCCCAACGAGUAUCCUCCUGAACUUUGACCUUCCUGCACCUGUGAAUACUCCCGUGAGAGAUGUUUGUUGCCAUUUUAUAUUCCCAGUGUCUUUCUUUGGACUUGUUGUUCCCCAUCAUUUUAUAGCAAGUACCGCCUAAAAAGGAUCAAAGACCUCCAUCACAAAUAACAUUAAAAUACAGUAAUGUAGGAGUCCCAUGUGUUAACCAAAACAAGAGAGGUUUUAUUCCUAAAAUUACAUUAAAGUGGCCACCACCACAGGAGUAACGGCUUCUUCAUACUUGUGUGGGCAUGUGGAAUGGCACUGACGUCACGGCUGCUAUCCUGUACGGAAUUUGUCUUUAUACUCAAGUGCAACUCACGUGCCCGGUUUUGAAAAUGUUCUGCCCUCCUCCAAGUCGGGGGUGUCGCAAUGGCUGGUAGUGGCACGGACCCCGCAGGGUGGCGUUGCCUCUGGAUUUUUUUGGCCAUUUACGGUAGCCGUUUUUCCUUUUCAUUUCGAUACUAAGGAACAAAGCAACAACAAUAGCGACCGUGGGACAGUGUCUGCUUGAAAAAAUGAUGACGAAUUUAAUUGUGUUGUAGAAUCACUCAAGAAGGCAGCUGCGGACACGGAAUAUGGAAGCACAAGACUAAAAUGGACCAGUUAUGAGAAAUGAUCUCCGCGACGCUGGACGCGCAGCAACAUUUUUGUCAUGUGGGCCAUUGCGUUAGUCACCUAACCACGUGCACGCUUGAGUAUAAAGAGACCUUAAUGUUAACAAGCCUGCCAAAUUUGAAUGAAUUAAAAAUAAAAUCACUAAAGUAUAUAAAAUUAGACCUUAAAACUUGAAUAAGGGGCACCUCUGAGCCCUCAAGACACUGUGUGUGUGCAAUGGAUGCCCCAAAUGGAAUAAAACACACUGAGGGGUUGAUUGCUUAUGUGAUAUUAAAUAGCGUUUUAAAGGUCAUCUUCAAAAGGGAAUUGGUUAUUGUGGACUAUAAUCAUAAAAUAAGCACAUAAGUCAGCAUACCCUUGUUGGUAACAUAAUGUCAAAGCCAAAGACGGCUUUUUGUCUCAGAGCCAUGUUGUCUCUAAAGUUUAUAAAACGAUCUGUCAUACAAUGUGCACAGCAGUAUUGGCUGGGAGUGUUGAUGUUCAGCUCGCCAUUUGCAUGUCUUUAAAAAGUCAGUCCAUAGCUUUUUUUAUUUCCUCAUAUUUUGGGAUCCUAAAUAACCUCACCAAGCUGGUCUGUUAAUUGAGGCGUCCAGUGAAGACUCAUUUUGGGGUGUCGUCAUUGCUAGCUUACUAACUGCACGCUGGAAUGGUAAAUGGGACUUUAUGAAUUGUUCAAGUGUUUCAUCUUUUAUUUUUGUGUUUUCUGAAAUGUUAGUGUUUCACAAUUUGUUAUCGUGUUUUGCCUUUCCGGUCCACUGUACCGAAGAACCUGAUUUACAACAACCUUCACCAAGAAGGGCCUCGCUAGUGUACUUGCACUUUAAAAAAAAAAAAUGGAAACGAGGGUCACAAAUAUGCUCUGACCUCAGUGAGGUAGGCAUUAAAAGCUUCAUGCAGUGUCACCAACAAAGUACAAACAGGAUACAGUAUACUUUGUUGCCCGACUGAGGAAAAAAAUUCAGGUAUCUCUAUUUGUUUACCUCAUUUUUCUUCUUGUAUAACCACUAGGGAAGUUAAUAAAUAAGCCAAAAUGCUGUGUGGAGUUUCUUUUUUGCCAAGUUAUCAAAAUAGAUAUAGUACAUGUACAUAAAUGACGGAAAAUCAAUUUUGCAUUUAUAUUAUGCUCCUCAAGUACAUUUCAGUCAGUACUUUAUAUUUACUUACUUUACUUAAAGACCUAGAAAACAGUAUUUUUUCCCAAUGCAUUCAAUAUGUUUGAAGGUAAAUGCUCAAAAUGUGUAAAUACUGAGACCCAAAAGAUCUGAGAGCAAGAUGUUUCUAGUGAGCUUGACAGCUACUAAACAGUUGAGGAAUAUUUACUUUUAGCAUUUAUGUAAAUCUGUUAUAUUUUACCAAACGAUUUUAGAGUAUUUGGGAUCUAACAUUGGCUCGAUGUUGCCUCAGUAAACGUGAAAUGUGAUUAAAAUUCAUCCACACAUUCCUGGA
Messenger RNA from Syngnathoides biaculeatus (alligator pipefish), 3903 nucleotides. It is a transcript of the gene casp10, whose product is annotated as caspase 10, apoptosis-related cysteine peptidase. Bases 205 to 1827 code for a protein of 540 amino acids. The transcript has 12 exons. NCBI's taxonomy places the organism in Eukaryota, Metazoa, Chordata, Actinopteri, Syngnathiformes, Syngnathidae. The record is from RefSeq and is a predicted model, not a curated record. Gene Ontology annotation, biological process: regulation of apoptotic process; proteolysis. Gene Ontology annotation, molecular function: protein binding; cysteine-type endopeptidase activity.